AUGGCACCACCAUUCAAACGAGGUGGAGGAAGAGGAGGUGGACGUGGAGGAAGGGCUCGUUAUGGGGUUGCUCCAGGCGGUCGACAUAAAACCAGCACAACCAACCUACCUCAAGCACUGAGUCAAGAGCUGGAAGGCAAUACGUCAAUCUUUUUCGCUGAUGGCGAUGAUCGUGACUUUAGCAAAAAGUUCAAGAAUAAAGCUGCCGGACGGAAGGCUCGUAGAAAACAGGAGCGCGCAGAAAAGAAAAAGCAUCGUGCACCGACAAUGUCAAAGAUUGAACUUCUUACACGACAACAGCAUAUGAUGCCUGCGAACCCCACUGCUCAAGGCAAAGGUGGUAGCAAAAAGAAAGGCUCCAACAAGAAACAAAGGGUUGAUUCUUCACAGUUGGAAGUCAAUAUAGAUGAACAUGAAGGAGAGACUUUGGUGACAGAUAUAGCAUCCGAGAUUAAGAAAGACAAAAAGAAGCUGAAAAAAACCAUUGGAAAAGCCGCUCCAUCUCUCGACGGUUCUGCAGAGUUGGAUGCUAGAAAGCUUGAGAAGCUAUCAAAAUCCAACCCAGCAUUCUACGCCAUGCUGCAGGAAGAUGGCGUAGUAUCUGGUGGCGGAUCAAGCUUUAACGAAGGCUUUGAUGAUGAUGAGCAGUAUAUCCGGCACUACGAGAAAAAGUUGGGACUCAAGCGUAAGGAUAUAGACAAACUUACCUCUAAGAAAUCGUUUUUGGAUGACGGUCUUGGCGAGUUGUUAGAGGGUAUUGAACUAGGCUCUAGGAAGAGGCGAUCAAAUUCAGGUGCCACAGCCCCUUCAGCAGCAAAACUCCUACCCAAAACUGAGCCAGUAAACAAUUCUACUGGAAAAAAGAGAAGCGCUAGUGAAAUCGAAAGUGACGAGGGAACGGAAGAUGACGAGGCUGAUGAGAUUGAUAUAGACAACUUUGAUCAAGACUUAGAGGGCUUUGAGUCUGAAGACUUGGACCAUUUUGAAGUGGGAGAUAGUGGAGACGACAAUGAAUUAUCAAUGGCCUUUGAUAGUGAUUCAGAAGAUUUUGGGUCAGAAGUGGAAGAUAAAAAGGAAAGUGAGGACAACGAAGGCCCAUCAGAAGAGGAAAGUGAAGACACGGAGGGAGUAGAAAGCGAAAUACCAGAUAAGGAAUCUACAGUUACGACCAUGGCAGCAGCUCACUCUGGAAAGUACCUACCGCCACAUCUUCGGGCUGCUGCUGCUAGCGCUGCUACUGAAGAAGAGAGUGGUGCCUCCGCUCUUGCUAAAUCUAUCCCCAGAAAGAAUACAGAGGAGCUUUUGCGACUUCGUCGUCAGCUCCAAGGACUGCUUAAUAAGCUGAGCGAAAGCAAUAUCGAGCCAAUCCUUAUGGACAUAGAAAGUCUUUACCGCAAAUACCCAAGAGCAGAUGUAACUGAAAACAUCACAGAGAUGAUUUUGGCGUCCAUAUCUUCCAAAGCCAACCUGUUGGACUCAUUUGUAAUCCUGUAUGCCGCUGUGGUUGCCAGCUUGUACCGUCUUGUUGGAAUAGAGUUUGCGGCACAUUUCGUUCAAACGCUGAUUGAACAAUUCGACGCUUAUCAUGCGAUGGCUUCGAGCACAAAGAGCACAGAAAUGACAGACGAGACCCUAAGCGCUGCAAAGCAAUGUACAAAUCUGAUAGUUUUGGUUUCAGAGCUUUAUAAUAUGCAGGUAAUUGCCUGCAUUCUAGUCUACGAGCUGAUUCGUUGGUUCAUGACGGAACUUUCAGAGUUAAAUGUCGAGCUUGUGGUCAGGUUCGUUAAGACAUCAGGAUAUCAGCUUAGACAGGAUGACCCUACAACUCUCAAAACCAUUAUCCAGGAUUUCACAGUUUUGGCGAAUCAGACUACUGCAAAAGAGGGCUCUCAGAAGUCCAUUUCGUCUCGUACACGGUUUCUCUUAGAAACAUUGACUGCACUCAAAGCAAAUCGAAUGAAAGGACCUUCAACUAAUUCAACUACAUCAGGAACUAUCGCAGAGAGCACUGUACGUAUGAAGAAGUUUGUGUCUGGAUUGAGCAAAAAGCGGACCACUUUCCCUAGUGAGCCGAUGCGUGUUGGUUUGGCAGAUAUUCGUCAGGUCAAGACUAAAGGCAAGUGGUGGCUAGUAGGCUCAAGUUGGAAAAACAACAUGGUGGGCGAGGAAAGCUCGCGUAAAUUCUUAACUUCAACUGCGGAUGACAUGUUGGAAGCCGAGGAUGAGCUUCUCAAACUCGCGCGGAAGAAUAAGAUGAACACAGAUGUGAGACGAAGUAUCUUUGUUGUUUUAAUGAGCAGCGAGGACUAUGUUGACGCGUUUGAGCGAUUGAUCAAGCUCAAUUUGAAGGAAGUACAGCAGCGUGAGAUUGUCCGUAUUUUAUUACACUGUGCCGGCAAUGAAAAGACUCAUAACCCCUAUUACACGCUUGUAGGACAGCGUCUUUGUCAACAUGAUCAUUCGUUCAAGAUAACGUUCCAAUAUUCACUUUGGGAUCUACUGAGAGAAAUGGGUGCUGCAGAUGUAGGAGGUAUGGAAAAGGUCAAAAAUGGACAGGUGAUUGGUCUCGAUGAUGGCUUAAACAACAGUGGGAAGAAGGUUGCGCUCCGUCGAAUCAUCAACCUCAGCAAAAUGUAUGGCUUUUUGAUUACUUCACAGGAUCUAAGUUUGGUCAUGCUGAAGACAGUUACCUUUACCUCAUUACCCGAGCAGCCCACAUUGUUCUUUCAACUCCUCUUGACCAAUAUCAUCCUGUCAUCACAGCCUCAAGUCCACCCACCUCUCCAACAGCAACGGAUGCAGAAGGAGGCGUCUAAGGAGAAGCCCAAGUACAAUGCUCAAGCAUUAGCUGAUAUCUUUAUCCGUGCAGCCAUAAAUCCAACACUAGCACAAGGCAUCAUAUUUUUCUUGCAAGCUUUUGUCAAGAAAGGUCAAGUGUGUCAGACAGAUCAAGAGAAAGAGACGGUCAAGUGGGCAUGUAGCACUAUCAGAGAGGUCCUUCAGGGAGCUGUCAAUACUGGUGGCCGGUUUUAA
This is a messenger RNA of Lobosporangium transversale, 3033 nucleotides long. RefSeq lists its product as hypothetical. Gene Ontology annotation, cellular component: nucleolus. Gene Ontology annotation, biological process: ribosomal small subunit biogenesis. The transcript has 4 exons. The record is from RefSeq and is a predicted model, not a curated record. Gene Ontology annotation, molecular function: RNA binding; protein binding. The coding region runs from base 1 to 3033 and encodes 1010 amino acids. Lineage: Eukaryota; Fungi; Mortierellomycota; Mortierellomycetes; Mortierellales; Mortierellaceae.